GUUCGAACUGCAGUAACAAACAAUUUUAAUAACAACAGUGUCCAUUUUGCAUUUAUUUCUCAUAUAGCUUUUUCUAAUAACCGCAGGAUGUUCUUGCCUACAUGCCUUACAAAUUCCAGAAUUAAUGCAAAAAGUGGCAGUCCAAGCCUGUACAGCCCGUUGGCAUGAUGCCUCCCUGUGGGUCGGAAGUGAAUUCCGUUUCCUGGUGCAUCGAUUGCUCAGGCCUUUGCGAACAUGUUCACGAGCCCUGGCAAGUCUUUCCAUAAACAGUGUCAACAGUAGGAGUAGGAGGCGCUCGACUGACGCUUCCUGAAAUGAUUUUCAGUUUUUAUAUGAGGGCAAAAAACAGACAAAUACGUACAUUGUGUCUGAGUUCUGGAGGGAUUUUGUAAGACAGCUCUGCGUACGUAAAAUAGACUUGUCAGCGAAAGUAUCACGUAUCUCUGUGUACCAUGACUCAGCAGCUUGAAGAUGAGUUUGAAAGGAGUGUCCAAAAUGCCCGACAAUGGAUGGAACAAAUCCAGGCCAAACUGAAAGAGAAUGACAAUACACAAGGACCUCGAAGUGCACUGGAAAACAGACUGCGGGAGACAGAGAAAAUCCGAGAUUUGGAACCAGAUGGUCAAAUUUAUAAAGAUGAGGUCUUGAUGAAAGCCGAGCCUCUGCUACAACUAAAUGAUGAGCCUGUAAAGCGAAAAGUCGUAAUGCAGGUGAAAGAAAUCAAAAACACAUGGGAAGAAACAGUUAUUUACAUCACACAUUGUCACAGCCGCAUCGAGUGGGUCUGGCUACACUGGAAAGAGUACCUGCAGGCCCAAGAAGAUUUUGAGGAGUGGAUCAUUGCAAUGAGGCAAAAACUGGAGCCUGAGCUAGAAAUGCAGCUUGGGUUGAAAGAGAAACUAUGGCAACUUGAUCAGUAUCAUGUGUUGUCCGAAGACAUCCAGAACCAGACGGGUCUGCUUGACAGACUUCUAGAGGAAGCACAGUCUUUGUACAACAGGACUAAGGAUCCGAGUGUGAACACUGAGCAGCAAGAUCAACUGAAAUCAGGUUUUAAAGAUAUAAAGGCAAAAGCACAGGAAAAAGUGAAACUACUUGAAAAAAUAUGCAAAGACCACCAGAAAUUUGAUGAGAACGUCGGACAGUUCCAGAUGUGGGUAAAUAACAUCUCAGUAGAGCUGAAUCAGUGCUCAGCAAUGGUUGGAACAGCAGAACCUUUAGAAAAAAGGCUAAAAAUAUUAGAGGACAUAAAGAGCCGGGUAAUCCAGGGGGGAGAAACACUGCAACAUCUUGAGGCCGAUGCUACUUCUGUGAAGAACUGCACUUCUCCUUUGGGAGCUGAAAAGAUCACUAAGAAAAUGGAAGAACUAUGGAAGCAGUGGGGUGCCCUGGUGCCGAGAUGUGUUCAUGUUGAAGAGACUAUGGAAAAUGCCUAUCUUCAUGUCCAGCAUUUAGAAAAUGAGUUGUUUAAGUUCAGGAAGCUGCUGCAAGAAACAGAAAGUAGUCUAGAUUCACUACAGAAAUCAAAAACUGAUGAAGAUGUGGUACCCCUUUUGAGAAAAUGUACAGCCAUCAAAUCAAACCUCGAUGCUGAAGAAUCUAUUGUAGAGAGGCUAAAAGCUCACCUGAGGGAAUUUUGCAAGUUUUCCCAGAAUGUUCAUCCACUAUCAGCCACCAUUUUAUCUGCAAUUAAAGAAUAUGAAAGUUUGAAGAGAAGGACAUCAAAGAUGAGCAAAGACUUGGAAAUACGCUUGAAAAGAAGUAUUCAAGACCCACUACGAGAGUUCCGGGUUUGGAAACCAGAAGCACAGAAGUUUUUGGACUCAACAGCUGAUCUCGAUAACACUGCUUUGAUCUUUUCCUCCUUACAGGAUAUUGAGUUCUUACUACUUCAGAGUACCAAACUACAAAAACUCCUGGCACCAUUACAACAACAACACUCCCCACUAGCGAGUGUUCUCCAAGAGAAAAGGUUUCGACUAAUUCAAAAUGAGUUGAAUGCUGCUGUUAAAGAGAGAGACAUCUUACACAACAGUCUGUUACAGAGGAAGAGUAGAUUACAGAGCCUGCUGUGUCGGACAGAAGAUUUUGACAGAGCCUUUGAGGCUUUCCAGCAGAGGCUGGCAGCAUUUCAGCUGAGGUUAUCAGAAGAAAAAGAAGCUUUGCAACCUAAUCUUCUUGCUAAAAGGGCACAACUCGAGAGAUUACAUUUGCUCCAGAAAGAUUUAGCAGAAUUUGAAGCUCAAAUUAAAGAACAGAGUGCCUUGUUCCAGUCAAACCCCACUCAUAUGGAUGGCCUGAAGCUGCUCUUGGGAAAUACCCAAACUCUAAAUAAGUCUCUGGAGAGUGUGAUAAAGAGAUAUAAGGAGUCAGCUUCCCAACAUGAGCAGUUUGACAGAGACUACCUAGACUUGUGGCAGUGGCUGAUGGCAACAAAGCAGAAACUGGUGAAUUUGCAAGGUUCUGGUCAAAAUCCUUACACUGAUACUGCAGAUUUUCAGAUGCUGUUAACAGAGUUUUCUGACAGAACUAUGAAGCUACAUCAGACUGAAGUCUUGGGACACACUGUUAUGAGCACCACUUCUUCUGAUGGGGCUGCACACAUAGAAGUUGAGCUGAAACGCCUUAGAGAAUCUUGGAAUGCAGUUAAUUCAUUGAUGACAGAUGCUACCAGCGAAGAAGAAUCGAAUUCUAAACUGGACCAAGAUGGAAAUAAUGACAACACAUUCAAUAGAACAGUAAACUGGGGUUCCUUAAUAGAUCAAGAUGGAAAGGUUGGCAAUUUGUCUCACAAGGGAGAAGUAGAUAAUUAUGAAAUGGCUCGAGAAGGAAGAAAUGACAAUUCUUUUAACAGUACAGAAGAGCUUAAUUCCAGAAUGAAUCAAGAUGGAAAGAAGGGAAAUGCAUCCAUCAGAGCAGAUGAGUCUCAUUCCAGAAUGGAUCAAGAUGGAAAAAAGGGCAACUCGUACAUCAGAACAGAAGGAUUUAAUGCCAGAAUGGAUCAAAAUGGAAAGAAUGGCAACUUGUUUAUCGGUGUAGAUGAAGUUAGUUCCCGAAUGGAUCAAGAUGGAAAAAAUGACAGUUCGUUUAGUGGGGUCAUCAUGGAAAGUGGCAGCAUGAACAUGAUCCCAGGAGCUGAUAGGAAAACAGGAUUUGAGACUGGGGUUUCUUCAACUGUUGAGACAUCAGACAUUGUAGACGGAGGCACUGGACUUAAAAUUAGGAGACACUUAAAUGAGAGAGAGGCCCUCGGAGAUAACAAGAAAUUUCAGAGAGAGUUUGAGUUGUGGCUGAAUGCUGAAAAUAACAAGCUUUCAGGAAUUUUAAGGUCCAGUAAUCCACAAAACAGUAAAGAACUUGAAGAAAGGCGAGCCAGGCUAAAGGUGUUGCGUUCCAGGGUUCCUCAGGGGCAGAAGAUGUUUGAAUCACUCUUGCAGUCACAGGAAGAUGCACAGUUUAGUGAGGAUGUGGAUUUGGAGGACCUGAGAUACCGCUGGAUGCUGCACAAAUCAAAACUCCGAGAUGCUGGAGAUUUAUCAACUUCCCAGCCUCUUGAUGAGCUUCCUGAAGUUAGAAAGAAACAUUCUGGCAGAAUGUGUUCCUUCUUAUAUCGGGUCUGCCGAGCUGCUUUACCACUCCAGUUGCUGAUGCUGCUGUUACUACUUCUGGCAUUUCUGCUUCCAUUGGCAGAGAAGGGCCAAAGCUGCACUCUUAGCAACAACUUUGCCCGUUCCUUCAAGCUGAUGUUACGACAUGAUGGCCCACCUCCUACGUAAGUUGCUUAUCAUGCCUUUGUUGGUAUGAUGAAGAGAAGACUGAAGUUCAUUUGCAUUUCCAAACCUUCCUGGGCAGCUCAAGGGAGUUACAUCACUUUAUUAUUUUUAUUACAGACUACAGUGCUAAUGCCUCGUAUGAUACUCAAGUGUUGUGCACUUGCAGUGCAACUAAAUGAAGGAUUUUAUAAGUUUCCCCACACUAAAUUAUGUUCUCUGUAAAUAUGUACAGUAAAUAUAUAACCACGUGCUCAAAGAUACCCCUGCUUUCUUACUGAAUUAAGUCUUGCAGCAGCCUGGAUAAAGUGACUGGGCACCAUCUAUUUUAUGGAAUGCUGACUGUCGAGUCUGAGUAAAUAGAUGCAUCUUGUUUUCACAGAGUUCCUGAGACAUUGUAUUGCUACACUUUUCAAAUCUGAAGGCUUCCUUGACAGAAAGUGAAGAAUUUGCAAAGGAAAGAUUUUUGUUCUGAACAAUGAUGUGCUUUGCACAUCGCGAUUAUUAACUCGGGGGUAUGCUACAGUGAUUGUUACUAAACCCUUCUUCAGUGAUCUGAGCAUUUCAGUAAUGCACGUUACACCGAGGUCAGAAGGACAUUGUAUGGGAAACGAUUUGUUUUUAGACACUUCUAAAAGUAGUUUCUGUGGUAUGACAGCUUGUAAUGACAUCCUCGUAUAUCACUGCAGACUUAAGAGGCUUAUGUUGUAGCUGACCAGGACAGAUUGAGUCCAUAUGGUUGUAGCGGAUGAUAGAGGUCCGCACCCUAGUGAGCUAUACAGAAUGUAUGUCUUCUGUAUUAGUUGUGAAUAUCCCAGUGAAAAAGGGAGACAAGAUGUCAGAUUUUGUACUAAUGCUGCUCGUAAGAGGCCACAUUCACUGAGCGAAGUUUGCCAGGAAGGGCGGGGCUGUAUUUUCACAACUUCUACUGGUAUGGUAAGAUUAAGUGUGAUAGCUUCUGGCUGUAGACACAAAAAAUUAGUUUCUGAUUGCUAGUAGAUGAGUGAGCCAGCAUCCUUUUUUAGGAGGUGAGUGAGCCAGUGAGACUGUGUAGUUUUUGACUAUAGCCAGAAAAGAAGGCUAUGUAUGGCUGACAGCAUCUUUAUCAAGCUGCCAUAUUAAACAUGCAUUCCAGUUUUGUUCAUCUCAUUUUGGAUCAUUACAAGUGGAAAAUGUCUUUUGGAAACACGCAUCUCUUACACAAAAGACUGGCUUUUAUGGAGUUUAUCUCAUUGAACUGAUCAGUGUGUAGUAAAACACUUUGUACAAAUAAUGGGAAUAAUUUCAUAGUCCCAAUGAAGGGUGCUCAGGGAUUAUCCUGGGAGUGUUUGCAGUCCAUGGUGGCAAAAACUAAGAUAAAGUACGUGUCAGCAGGCGACUUGACUCGUCUGCAACAUCCAGAAUACCAAAAGGAACCUGCACUUUCAUAGAAAAAUUUGUUUUAGACUAGGCAGCCAAAUAGAAAUAUCAAAGCUAUUGACCAGCACAAGUUACUACUUAAAUCUUUAUAUUUUUUCAGCCAUGCAUUUUAGUGCUUCAACUGUUCCACCUUAGUAAUACUUGGUAACCCUAUCCUGACCCUGCCCAUAACCCUAAUGUGCAGCUUAACUGCAAAAAGCUCCUCCCAUAAGACUACUACUACACAACACAGCUCGAACACACACACACACACACACACACACACACACACACACACACACACAAAACCACACACACACACACACACAACCACACAUUACAUCUGUCCCUUAACCUAGCCCUAACCCUAAGCACUCACAAUCAUACGCACACUAAAGCUAUCCCCUAACCUAACCUUUACAAUAAAACACACACACUCAUACACAAACUCCCAGACGCAGCACUUACCUUUGUUUACUUUCUAGAAUAACCCAAGCAAGCAUUCAAACAAGCAUCCUGUAGCUCAAUACAUACAGCAGUUUAGUUGUGUCACACAAACGAGUGUUGGCCAACUGCACAGCUCCCUGGAGAAGAUAUAAGUUAGAGUUUUUUGGAGAGGUGCGACUAUCACAUCAGGGGUUGCAGAAAGUAUAGCCCGCAUAUAGAAAUAUUUUUUUUAAUUUUUAUUUUAUUCAGAUUAAUGUUGAAUAUUUAGACUCAGUUUUAAGUAGUGCCCACUGCUUUGUACAAACUGUUGUGAGGUAUGUGCUUCUGUCUCUAGCAGCUGCUACAGUUAAAAUGUAAAUUCUGUUUGUUUCUGUGUAUUAAGUUGCUUGUUUAAUAUUAUCCAGCACUUCUCUUUAUGAUGUAUUAAGAUGCUUUGUAAUUGUAAUGCAAGUAGAUUUUAGCUGUUUGUAGCUGUAAGUUGUUUACCUACAGGAGAUGAAGUUAAAUGUUGCCAUUUUCUGAUAAAUAUUCUACCACACGAUAUAUAUAUCGCUUCCGAGCAGAACAUGUAGAAAGUUAUUCUUCCAAUAUUAAGUGCUAUUUGUUUACUUACAGGUUUGUUUUGCUCUAAUCCUGGUACUUUGGUACUUGAUGUAUUAAUUCAAUAUUGUGUAUAUCUAAUAUGAAACCAUUAACAGUGUGUCAUGUACCCUGUUACAUGAUCAUGCCCUUUUCAUGUCUGUUUUUGAAAGGAUCACGUAAAUGCAUUUUAGUUCUUUUUUCUUUAAAUUUUAUUUAACUGUUUUUAUUUUUAAUGCAUAAUAUGCAUAUGCCACUCAAAUGUUAUAUGUUUGCAUAAUGGUUAAGGUGUUUACCUCACAUGCACAAGGUGCAGGGUUUGAUUCUUGCCCUUUAAAGGGAAAUUGGAUAGGUUUAAAAUGGUCCCCAAGGGCAGCUAGCCUUGUACUUACCUAUGAACCUAUUGAUGAUAAGAAGGGUUAACAGUCAGAUUAAUUUCUUCAUUACCUAUGAAUCAAGACAGCAAUAACAGCUGCUUACCACCAGCCAUGACGUGCGUCUGAGCCCAGGAUAGUCUCCUAUCUGAUGUAUAGUCAUCUGUCCAUGAAAAGGAGAAUUUGUGUAUCAGAACUGGAAAAACUAAACAGAAUAUUCAUUGUCUUAAUUCAGCUACUGAGUGUGGCAACUUAAUUAUUUCAUCAGAAAUUAAACUUGCCGUGUACUUAGAUGGAACACUGCCUCAUUUCAAAUUUCACAUCGUCAAUAUCAGUUGUGCCUUUCUAAGUAAGAUUUUUUAGAAUGUCUGGAUUUGUUUUGCUGUAAAAAAGCUUUAUGUAGUUUUUCAAGCACAAGCUUGACUCAGGCAGAUACUGUUUUAUAGGACUGAGUUAUAUUGCAAGACACUUAUGGAUAUCGUGCAUUUUAAAUGCUUCUACACAGACUGAAAUAGAUUUUUUCAAAACAAUGCAGAUAUUUUGUGCGAAAACUACAUGUAGGACAGUGCCUUAAUUGAAAAAUAAUGUAUAGAAUAUAUUUUAUUGAAUAGUAAAUUAAGGAAGAGAAAAAGGGCAUAAAACAUACAAAUUAAUGUAUCCCUCAUAUCCAGAUCACAGAGAAAUGCAAUAUGCAAAUAUAUAUGCCUGCAGACACAGAUAAGUAAGUAAAUUCUGAGGCAGCUUGGAAGAGGUCUGUCCUUAACUAAAUUACUGAUUCAGAAAUGCCACCUCUCAUUGGCUACAUUAUUUUCUGUUUAUUACAUAGACUUGGGCAUGCGUGUUUACAAAAUUAAUUUGCAUGUAAAUGGGGCAUAAUUUAGUGCCUCCCUCAGGGCUUGUUACCAGGCUGUUCAGAAUGUCACUGCAGGUGUGCUUAUCUGCUUAACCUGGGUGAGUUGGCUGUAGUAUGCAUGGCCCUAAGCAUGUUAUUUCUUCCCUUGACUCUAUGGUAUUUACUUAUUUCAAAAAUACAGAUGUCUGGUUUGCAUACUUAUGAAACAGAAAAAAAAUGAGACAUUAUUUUAGGCCACAGUGAGUAAAGAAAGUCCUUUUAUUUCAUUUCUGCCUGUGGUUAAAGGGAAACCUGUCAGUUUUUUAUAAAUUUGUUUUUAUAACUUGGACUGGUAUGUGGUGUUUUCAUUUGCUUUAGCUUCCCUGGAUGGUUAUGUAACAGAAAAUGCAGAGAAGGACAGACCUGCUGUUUCGCUGAGUGCUUACCAAGUCCUCCAGAUUACUUCAACAAUGGUCAUUUAGAUUAAAUUGCUAACUGAAUUGCUCAUUUUUUCUGAAUCUGUGUAUGCAUCAUAAACAGUAAUGGUGUUAGUGGCAGCCUAUGUCUCACUGUCUUCAUUAGCACCCAGUGUAGGUAGUAGAAAUUUGUAGAAUAUAUUUAUCUCCCAAUAAGGCAUAAAUGUGUUUUUCACAACACAGUUUUAUAUCACUACAAUGUGUAGUUGUUUGAUUAAUAAAAUAUUAUUGCAUUUUUAUUCAUGAAAAUGAAUGCUCGAUCUGUUUAAAGCAAGCUUUGCAUAGCUGCUGUUGAAAUCAGAAUAAUACUUUGUGAGACUUGACUUUACCUGCCACCUGUGGCAUUUCUUUCUUCCUUUACUCUGACUGUGAAGCAUUUAUUUGACACUCCUUUGUCAUUAGGAUAAGCACACCAGAGUACCAACAGUAUGCCCAGGAAGUAGUCCAUGCCUGAACUCAUAAGUAUGUGUUUGAAUGUAUUUAAGAAGAUCAUUACAGAGUGGCACCAGUUUGCUAAUAUGGAGGUUUGUAUUUUGAACAUAUCCUGGUUAGAUGUUAACAUACCCAGUUUGUAUUCAUCAAUUUUAAAAUACCAAACAGUAGAAUAAACCAAGACAAAUGAGGAAACUGCACUAAAUGUUAACUAACACUAAGCUGAACACUGACCCUGACUGACAGGAAUGCAUUUGGAGUAAACCCCCUUAAUAUAUACUAAUUGGAUGUGAUUCUAUGGCCAGUGUAAAGUCUAUUAAAUAGUAUAUAACAGCAGAUUUCCUUUAGAACUGCAAUGAAUAAUGACACAAUCGAUAAUUUUAUCAGAAGUUUUCUUAAAGUCCACAAAUAAAACCUAGUGUAUAUUCUUAAAAUAGCUGACCGAUGUAUUGGUUCAUAAAAUUUGGACAGGUUGCUAAAACAAGAUCUGCUUCUUAUAAACUGGUAUACUAAAAGGUAGGGUUGUUGAUGUUAAUUUGCCACAAUAGACUACACAUACUGUGCUUUAGUCAUUUCCCCAAAACAGUGAAUCAUGCUACUAGGUUGAUAGUUGGAAAUGAAUUGUCUGUUACCACUGUUAGGUAUUAGGAUCACUAUACCUUCCACCAUGGAGAGGGAACAUGUUUAGUACAUAAGAUCUAAUUAAACAGCACUUUUAAUGGAGUGUUAAGGGAAUGACCUGAUAUGGUAUAUAAAGGCAAGUGAAAUGGCCUGUUGCCGUUCACUACUUCUACUUUUACCUUUACAGAGAUUUCAUUGCCAUGCCCUUUGUUAUAAGUGUGAUUAAGUCUGUAAAAUAAUUAUUUGAGGGUAUUGGGGAUACCAGAUAAUGUUUGCAGUGUAUACAUUGUACAGACUCCUUACAAAAAUGUGUAUAUAGUCCUUAAGCCACUAGGCAAUCCCUUAGAAAAUACACCCAGUGGUGAUCAAAACCUUUUUUUUGGUGUUGACAUAAUUGUAAAAGAUUUUUACUUUUAACCCAAAUUGAAAGAGCUCAUCCAAAGGUUUAAAUCUUUGAACUGCUGAUUUUAUGGUUUUGCAUGCUUUGUUCACCGUAAUACGCUGAAAUUUAAAGGACACAUUCUAACAUAUCUGUAAAUUGUUCACUUUCUUUCAAGUAACUUGAACAUGUUUUGUUCCACUCUGGAUUUUUUCUUUGAUAAAUUCCAGAUCAAGGGAUAUUUAUUUGUUUUGUGGAUUUUGCUAGCCAGACUGUUCCCACAGUUUGUGUUAGUUUUCAUCUAAUAACAUUUUGUACUGCAGUCCUGGGGCAGUCCCAGAUGGUGCCAUCUGACCUAUGUUCAUGUUUUAAGUAUUACCCAUCACACAUUGCUUCUUACAACUGAAACCAAUUGUACCAGUCAAAAGACUUUUUGAGUUAUGUUUCAUGUGCAUUAGAUGUUUUUCCUACCUUAAAUUCUUUGAUUUACCAUGUAAAGCAAAUUGAUUGACACUGUGCUUGCUGAGAGACACUGUUCACAGCCAUGAAGUGUAAAACAUUCUGUUUGCUGGAAAUAGUUUGGGACACAGUUGCUGGAUACGUUGUCCACCAUUACAUAAACCUCUGUUUACACUUGCCAGCCUGCCUUUUUAACUUCACAUGUAUUUCUGUAGUCACCAGAUGUAUUGAAUUCAAAGGGGAAUAAUUUAACAGCAAAACGGAGUAAUAAAAUAAAGUCCGAUGGAUCAUACUUCUAUUUGUAUUUAAAAUAUUUGUACAUUGAAAAACUGAAAAAAAAAUAAUACAAAAGAGUUAUGAUGAUACCCAUUGUAAGUCUGGUGCUGGAAACCAGCUUAAUUCUUUGCAUAAUUAUAUAUUUUUGACUAAGUGAAAGAAAUAAAAAUCCUAAAAAUGUAUUUAUUUUUAGCUAGAUUUCCAAAGACUAACAAGUGUAUUUGAUUUCCUGAUAAAAGUAAUGUGCCUGUUGGCUUUUUUCAGAAGACUGGAACUUCAGUUACAAAUGUGCUUAAUUACUUUUUAAAACACUUAAUGAUAACAUAGCUCCUUCAUGGGUCCACGCAAUGAGUCAUGAGCCCUGGGAACCCCAACAAUUAUCGUUAAUUGAAGUUUGUUUCAAGGUUAAGCUAGAACAUUAAAAGCAUGGUUUAAUGAUACAGAAAACACUUCUUUCCCCACAUGCAAACAAUUAUAUGUUGUAACAUACUUAAUUUGGACUUUGUUGUGGACCCUAUCUGUGUUUUAAGAGUGAGAAAUUUGUAUGUGUUUGUGUAUGUGGGCAAGAAGGGUACUUAGAUGAACAAUGUCACAGCUGUUUGCUUUUAGCACUGUCAGAUUUAAUUUGUGAAUCCAUUUAUGAUUCAGUGCAGGAAUAUUGAUAAAUAUAUGCAUGUGAAUCAUCUUUAUGAUUUCAGAUUUAUUUUGUAUAUCAGGGAGGGGAUAUAAUUUGAUCUGAUAUAGUACAUUUAAUAAUGCUGAUGAAAUGCUUCACAAAAUGUGCCAUUCUUUGGAAAGUUUAGCACAGACUUGUUGAUUUCUGUGGUAUAGCAGAGGAGAAAAAAAUAUGAGACUGACAUUUUAUAUAAUUUUUGUUAAAGUUGCCACAAGUUAAAUAAUGGACUUCAUUUUUGUUAAAGAUUAUUACUGACAGUAAAAAUAAUAUAGUGCAGCAACAGCUUUCAAUUCUUAUCAACAGUUUAUUUAUAUUUCCAAAGCAUGAUAAAGCUCUUCAUGCCUGCAGCUAUUGAAACUAUCCAUUUUAAGGUACAAUGUGUUGCUUUUAAUGAGGCAGAACUGUAUUGUCCAUCACUCUGGCUGAAAAGCCACAAGCAGAAAAGGUGCCUAAUGGGAGCAUUAUUAGAGGUUAUUCCUAUCAUGUGUGAACAGUCUAGGUACUAAAAUAUGUCAUAUAAAGUGGCCAUAGUACUGUAAAUCCUGUAGUAUUAUUGUUGGACCCCAGCCAAAUGACUAUCAGGGAGCCAUACAGGUUAGGUUAAGUUUGUUUUUGUUGAUAGUUACUUCUCUUCAUUUAUUUUAUUUUAUUUUAUUUUAUUUUACAUUUGUUGACCGGGCUAGUCUAGCUGGAUAUAUGUCCAUUUUCAGUAGAGGCCCGGGAAGAAAAGCUCCACACAAUUCAAACAAAGUUCACAUCUACAGAAAAUACAUAUUUAGAAUGCAUAUACAUUUUCUUGAACAGAGAAGGCUGCAAGUUUACAAGUACAUAACGAAGGUUACACAUAUUUGAAUAGACUUAGUAUAGUUAAUAAGAAGUUACAUUUAAAUGUUACUAAGGAGUACUAGUUAAGAGAAGAGAAGAGAAGAAAGCAAUAGUGUUGAUGUAGGUAGGAAAGGAAGAUAAGGAAAAUGAAAUGGAGAAGCAGUUAGGUAAUAAAUCUAGAAGUAAUAUGAGUCACUUUAAAGAAUCCAGUACUAGCAAGGACUGUGAAGGAGAGGAAGCAUAGUAGUAUUUAAUAUGAAAUAGAUUUAGAGAAUAGAGGCAAAAUUAGUUAGAAAGAAGAAGUAGAUUCAGAGAUGAGAAGGUUGAUUGAUUCAGGUAAUAAUGGAUAAGUUGGUCAGUCCGGUUUAGAACAGGGGCACAUCCAGUGUGUUUUCAGGAAGAGCUUAAGCUUAUUUUUAAACAGAGUAGUAGAGGGAAGUGUGGUAAGUUCAGAGGGAAGUAGGUUCCAGGUUUUUCCAAUGGAAAUAGAAAACAGAGAGUCUCCAGCUCUAUUAUUUGAUUUGUUGAUGUAUACAAGAGAUUUUUGUGAUGAUCUUAGGGACUUAAGGUUAGCAUAGGGGUGGAUAAGAUUAGAUAGGAUGGGUGUUUUGUCAGGUUGAUAAAGUAUUUUGUGGACGAUGGUCAGUUGAUUAUAUUUCAGAUGCUGGUGAAAUUUAAGCCAUCCAAGAUGCUUUAAAUUAAUACAGUGAUGAGUUCUAUAAGGAUUACCUGUGGCAAAUCUGGCUAUGCUAUUAUAGGAGUUUUCUAGUUUUUUAAGGUUAUUUUUUGACAGAUUGGUAAAU
Messenger RNA from Protopterus annectens (West African lungfish), 12347 nucleotides. It is a transcript of the gene SYNE3, whose product is annotated as spectrin repeat containing nuclear envelope family member 3. Gene Ontology annotation, molecular function: actin filament binding. The transcript is spliced from 25 exons. Gene Ontology annotation, cellular component: meiotic nuclear membrane microtubule tethering complex; nuclear outer membrane; cytoplasm. Bases 453 to 3776 code for a protein of 1107 amino acids. Gene Ontology annotation, biological process: nuclear migration. The record is from RefSeq and is a predicted model, not a curated record. NCBI's taxonomy places the organism in Eukaryota, Metazoa, Chordata, Ceratodontiformes, Protopteridae.